Molecule: messenger RNA, 1473 nt
Organism: Truncatella angustata
Lineage: Eukaryota; Fungi; Ascomycota; Sordariomycetes; Amphisphaeriales; Sporocadaceae
Product: ribose-phosphate diphosphokinase
Exons: 4
Coding region: 113-1372 (419 amino acids)
Biological process (GO): 5-phosphoribose 1-diphosphate biosynthetic process; purine nucleotide biosynthetic process
Cellular component (GO): ribose phosphate diphosphokinase complex; cytoplasm
Molecular function (GO): magnesium ion binding; ribose phosphate diphosphokinase activity
Source: RefSeq, a predicted model, not a curated record
ACACUUACUAAGGCGGUUGGACUACCAAAGCUCUGGACUCAACUCGAUACUGCUUCUCAGAACGGCGACAUAAUCGCUUUCUCACUCCUGGGCAUACGACAAAUAGGUCAAUAUGGUCAGAAACAUUGUUGUGAUUUCAGGCAAUUCGCAUCCACGUCUAGUAGACAACGUUUGCAGCCUCCUGGGGAUAGCACCUGGGGACCGCAUACUGAGUAAGUUUUCAGGCGGAGAGAGCAGAUGCGAAAUCCAAGAUUCUGUGCGAGGGAAAGAUGUAUUCAUCAUACAAUCCGGCGGAGGCGCCGUCAAUGAUCACAUGAUCGAGCUGUGUAUAAUGCUAUCUGCAUGCAAAACUGGUUCAGCAAAGAGGGUGACGGCAAUCAUGCCACUGUUCCCCUACUCUCGCCAGCCAGACUUGCCAUACCGCAAGGCGGGAGCUCCUCUGUCUAAACCUGCGGCCGAUAUACCAAAGGACAAGUACACCUUCGAGAGCGUACCGCCUACACCAGGCCCAGGUACAGCGAGAAGUCUAGGUCUAAAUCAUGGCUCGGAUCUGCAUAGAAUGCUCAGCAAAGCAUCGGCGUCACUGUCGAGCGACAGGCGAACACACAGAUCCCACUCGAACUCGGUUACCUCUCAACCAGGGUCUUUCACGAAGCACGACUACGAAAACAACCCAGCCUCUGACGUAGUGUUCGAAGCUAAGCCUGGUUACAAACGCUGGGUCGCUCAGGCAGGAACCCUCGUAGCCGAUCUCCUUACUUGUGCGGGGGCUGACCAUGUGGUCGCUCUGGACUUGCACGACCCUCAAUAUCAAGGGUUCUUCGACAUACCAAUGGACAACUUGUAUGCUCGGCCACUCCUCACUCAAUACAUUCAACGGAACAUCCCAAAUUACAAGGAAGCAAUCAUUGUUAGUCCUGAUGCGGGAGGGGCUAAGCGCGCAACAAUCAUAGCCGAUUCCUUGGGCAUGGAAUUUGCCCUGAUUCACAAGGAACGACGUCCCACCAAGAUCACUGAUCGCCAGAACGCAACCAUGAUGCUCGUGGGAUCAGUGGCCAACCGUGUGUGCAUUCUGAUUGAUGACUUGGCAGACACGGCCAACACUAUUACACGCGCAGCGAAGCUGGUGCGGCGCGAAGGCGCUACAUCCGUGUAUGCGUUGCUUUCUCAUGGCGUCUUUAGCGGUGAUGCCCUCCACCGCAUCAAUGCGUCCGCUAUUGACAAGAUUGUCGUAACCAAUUCGGUGCCUCAGGAGGAAAACAGGGCCAUUUGUCCCAAGAUUGAAGUUCUAGACAUUGCCCCCAUGUUUGCAGAAGUCAUCCGACGCAUUCACCACGGCGAGAGUCUCAGUAGUCUGUUUCACUUUGCCUAAUACUCUUUAUUACAGCCAAUAGAGAUACGCUACAGAUGGAUGUCACUGGGACAGAUUGAUUGGCCCUGUCGGACAUACAUGCGUUUCUGCAUAUAGCCGCC